GUCUCGUAAUGAGCUUGGUGGGUGUUAAUGGUGGUUGUCUGUUUUCAUCGCAUGUUCAUGUUGUGUUUUUUUCCCCUUCACUGAGCUUCAUUCUUUCGAACGAAUCUGAAACAUUUUAUUGGGUGCUUUUUGUUUUCUGUUGUGCUGUCUUCUGUCUCGACAACGGUAUCCUCCUUUUCUUUUUGGUGUUCUUCACUCAUUCCUCAAUCUUUAGGAUUGAAUCACUAGUAAACCCGCUUUUAUGUGCGCUUUUUCUAUCUGGAAUCUGUUUAAGAUUGUAACGCUAAAGCCCUGGUGAAUUUCUGUGAUAAGGGUCUCUCUCUGCGAUUCGUAUUCCGAAUACUAUAUGCCCAUCAUCGAUUGAUCAGAAACCUACUUCUGGAUUAGGGUUUGUUCUUGGAGCGAUGGAGAAUCCCGCCGUUAAAACCACGAGGCCCUCUUCGAACAUAUCAGAAAUCCUCUCCAGGUUCUCAAAAGCCUGCAAAUUGAGAUCCUUUGACGUAUUUCCUUCGGAGAGCACUGACGUGAGGCCGGAUUCAAACGAUCCGUGUGAAGAAACCAAGGAUAAACUUGGCGGAACCGAAAUCUGCGCAGAGAAUUAUAAACCCUCCAAAAAGAAUCGAACUUUUUGUGGGGAUGAUGAGAUUUCCAAGCUGUUCGACAUUGUUUCGGGUCUGAAGCUCGCGUAUGUUCAGUUUCAGAAGGCUCAUUUACCUUAUGACACAGAGAAGAUCAUAGCAGCCGACAACCUCGUCGUGUCUCAGUUCGAAGAGUUAUGCAGAAUCAAGCGUCAGUGCAAAAAAACAAAACUAAUCACAAAGGCCAAGCUAGAUUCUUCUCGUUUGGAUCGCUUGAAGGAGGAAAUCGAUGUCAAGGAGAGGAACCUGGAGAAGCUUAAGGCUCAAGUGAAAUCCAAGGAUUGCGAAUUUCAGUUUCUGCUGGAAGAACUUCACUGUUUGAUUGCAAUGAGCAAUAAACUUGACGAGAAGCUUAAUCAGAACAGCUUAGAGAUCAAGAAGAUCGACAUGUGGCGGUUCCCGAACAUUUCUUCGCUUGAAUCUGUGUUUCAAGCUGCUUCUAAGUCGAUCCACGAUUUUGCAAAGCCGUUGAUCGUUCUUAUGAGAGCCUCAGGAUGGGAUUUAGACAAAGCAGCCGGUUCGAUCGUUGGAGAAGUGAUGUACGCCAAGAAGUCAGACAAGAAGUACCCCUUCGAAUCCUACAUUGCCCGGAGAAUGUUUCAGGACACAAACCUCGAGCCUUGCAACAUAUAUGAUUUAACGAGAUUUGACGAUCCCUUGGAUGCUUUGAUGGCAUUUCCAGAUUCUGGGUUUUCCAAAUUCUGCAGACAGAAGUAUUUGUUAGUGGUUCAUCCGUCGAUGGAGGCUUCAUUCUUUGGGAAUUUGGAUCAGAGGGGCCUUGUGUUGCUCGGUAAGCAUCCAAGGACCAUAUUCUAUCGAAUUUUUGCGAAAAUGGCGAAAUGGGUCUGGAUUCUUGAAACGAUUGCUGCUUCAUUGGAUAAAAAAGCAAAGAUCUUUGUUGUUAGAAGAGGAACCAGAUUCUCAGACGUGUACAUGGAGUCUGUUGAACAGUUACUUCUUGGAGAAGGACAAGCCGACUUAACUGUCCAGUUCAUUACAAUGCCUGGUUUUAAGAUCGGAGAUUCAACAAUUAGAUCUCGUGUUUAUCUCUCGGAGAUGAAAUGAAAAACAAUACGCCCGAUCCUCUGCUGUUCACUAGCGCAAAGGUUUGCAGAAUUUUCAGGUCUCUGCAGAUCAAUGAAGACAGGGCUCUUAAGAUUCUUCUAAGAAGCUCUUCCAUGUCCAUAAAGUCCUCUGCUUUCUUUUCUUCA
This is a messenger RNA of Tarenaya hassleriana, 1849 nucleotides long. RefSeq lists its product as uncharacterized. Gene Ontology annotation, biological process: response to red or far red light; negative gravitropism. The transcript is spliced from 2 exons. The coding region runs from base 405 to 1703 and encodes 432 amino acids. The record is from RefSeq and is a predicted model, not a curated record. NCBI's taxonomy places the organism in Eukaryota, Viridiplantae, Streptophyta, Magnoliopsida, Brassicales, Cleomaceae.